Messenger RNA from Neospora caninum, 2661 nucleotides. RefSeq lists its product as hypothetical. The record is from RefSeq and is a predicted model, not a curated record. The transcript has 8 exons. NCBI's taxonomy places the organism in Eukaryota, Apicomplexa, Conoidasida, Eucoccidiorida, Sarcocystidae. Bases 1 to 2661 code for a protein of 886 amino acids.
AUGCGAUAUCAAGUGGCUGUAUGGAAAGACACGUUAGUAGCCAGAGCGUCGAAAGACAAGGCCGAAGAUUUUUCGGAGAAACCGGCGAGUGCGGCGUCUGCGGGUGCGAUCCCUCAAUGGCUGCGAGAUGCAGUCAGAGAGGCAGGGAAGAAGGCUGACGCAGGACGAGACAGAGGCGACCACGGUGAAGACGACGAAGACAAAGACAACGCAGGCGAUCUGUUGACUCCGUCGGCGCCGUCCGAAGCAGGCGAUUCGCCGAAUGCCCCGGGCGGAGACGCCUCGUCUCUUUCGGCUGCGCUGCCUCUCUCGGAGGGGCGUCCUUUCGGCGAGGCUUCGCCCUCUGGUUCCCCCAGCCCCGACUUGCCGCCGCUGGAGGUACAAGUCAAGCAGGCAGUCACGGAGAUCCUUUCUGCGGUAACCGACGACGUUCUUCGCGAAGUCGCGCGCGAGGCGAUAAGCAACUACCGCAGAAAGCAACGCAUCACGGGAAAGACGUCGAUUGGUUUGAAGCUCCACGUCGGCGGGUCCGGCGGAUCGGCUAGCAUCUUCUCGGGGACCGAACCAGGCCUAGACACCGUGAAGGGAGGCGCAUCCUUCGAGGACGGGGAGGGCGCGUCUGAACAGAAGCUUUCGGGACGACUCUCCACGGGACGCGUGGGCGAUGGCGCGAACGCGGGACGGCCUCGAGACACGCGCCGUGACUCGAAGACGGGCGGGAAACGCGGGAAAAACGAGAAAGAGGCAAGCAGGGGGGACGAGGGGGAUUCCGACAGCGACACCAUGGAAGACGACCAACUCUUCUCUCUCCAACCCGUCUCCGGACCGUAUCGCCCCCCGGCGAUUGCCACGCCGCCGCCGGCAGGCCUCGUCCAAGUUUUCAUCUACGAGCACGGCCGCGAGAUCGGCCGCGUGCCGUUCGAAGCGUCGCACCUCAUUUGGGGCAGCAGUGGAAAGCAGGCGAACAUCCGCGAUCGUCAUUCUUCUGUUGCAGGCCAGCACUGCAGCGUCUUCUUUGCCGUGAAGCAAUUGCACCAGCAAGGCGGGUGUUUCUUCUUCUGUCCGCUGGCGGGCGACGCGCUCCUGGUGCCGAACGCGAAGGUUCCCUUUCUCGCGUCCAAUUUAGCUAAAGGCGACAAGAGAGGAAAGGGCCGAGGCGCGAAACGGAGCAGCGCGGAGGAUUUCUCCGCCUGGAAGCCCGCAGAAGGAGACGGAGUCCGCGUCAAGGCCGGCGACGAACGUGUUGCGCUGAUGGACCAUCGAAGCUGCUUCAUGCUCGGCGACUCUUCGUCGCGACUCUACUUCAUCGACGUCACGGACUUGCCGACGAAACUGAGGAAAGCAGAGGAGAAGGGGAAGAAGCCAGAGCUCGAUCGAAGCCGCAACCGAGGAAGGUCUCGCAGUCGGGGCAGGCACUCGAGGCGUCGCUCUUCAGUGGAUUCGAGUUUGAGCGGCAGUGAGCGGUCUUCGCGCACUCGGAGCAGCGCGCGGUCGAGCGUCAUUCCUGACUCGCGUUCUUCCAAAUCGCGUUCGUUUGUCUCUUCCAAGGGCCGGGAUGCAUCCCGGAGCCGUGGCUCGAGCGAGGAAAGUCGCUCGUCUUCGCGGCGGAGCAGCCGAGACAGCCGAGACCGACGGAGUUCGCGUGCCGGUUCUUCGCAGUCAGGCAGGAGUGCGCGGAGCCGCCGCGGAGGAUCUUCUGGAAGAGAAGAGUCUGAGCGCAGGGGGAAAAGCCGGUCGCAGGUGUCCGGUAGGGGGGCGAGCGACGAAGAGACAGAAGAAGCGUCGGCGAACAGACGCGCCGCGAACAGCCUCCUGAGCAUCAGCCGCAAGCAAAAGGCUGAGGGACGCGCCGCGGAGAGGGGAAGUGAGAAGCGCAGGGGAAGCGAGGACGAUUCGGGCAAGAGCGACUCGGGCAGAAGUGCGUCUGAGAGCCGGUCGCCGUCCAGGGCGUCGAGCCGUGGCUCCGCGAGAAGUUCGUCUGAAGAGCGGAGCAGAGGCAGCGGAAAGGCGAAGCGCGACGGAAAAGGCUCACGGCGCGAAUCUGUCUCCAGCGACGCGAGUUCGGCGAGCGAGCGGACAAGGCAGGAAGAGAGAGAGGAAGAGAUGAGCGCGAGUGAAAAGAGAGACAGCGAGGAGAGUGGCAGUGAAGAGCGAGGAAGACGGGUCGGAACAGCCGAGACGCGCGGCGGCCGUUUCUCGCGUCAGUCUUCGCUGCGCGCGACGGACGAGAAGAAGCGAAAGAGAAAGACCCAAGACGAAGGAGAGAGGAAGAGGCGAAGGAGCAAAGAUGACGAAGAGACAGAAGGGGAACGGAAACACAGGAAGAUGGACGGUCACGAGAAGGACCGAAAGGCCCAAGUGAAGAAGAAGCACGGGUCGGACGAGACCGAGAAGAAGAGGGGCGGCUCGGAAAAGGAGAAGCACGGCAAGAAGGAGAGCAAGAAGGAAGACAAGCACAAGCGCUCCGCUUCUCACGCGGAGAGCUCGCGCAAGAGGAACACCGACGAAAAGGAAGACAAAAAACAAAAAUCCAAGACGCAUGAGAAAGACAAGAGUGAAAAGCGUACGAGAGGGGAGAAGGAGGAGAAAGAGAAGAAGGAUUCGAAGAAGGGGUCUGUCAAAGAGUCGAGUCGAAAAGAUGACAAGAAGUCGCGCCGGUGA